Ilex paraguariensis (yerba mate) is the source of this 207-nucleotide messenger RNA. The record is from the annotation of a GenBank genome assembly. Lineage: Eukaryota; Viridiplantae; Streptophyta; Magnoliopsida; Aquifoliales; Aquifoliaceae.
AUGGAGAAGGGCAAAGCAGUGAUGGGUGCGGGUCGUAGAUGGGCCGUAGAUUUCACCGACAAUUCAUCCUCUUCCUCCACUCGAGACAUCGCCGAUCCCCCUGGCUUCACCCGUGCUUCUCACGACCAGGAGGAAUCAACUGGGAGUCGCCAGAAGAAGGACGCUGAAGCCAAUUGGAAAGCUCAGGUAGUGGCCAGUGGCAGUUAG